Molecule: messenger RNA, 1299 nt
Organism: Trichoderma reesei QM6a
Lineage: Eukaryota; Fungi; Ascomycota; Sordariomycetes; Hypocreales; Hypocreaceae
Product: sporulation protein
Exons: 1
Coding region: 1-1299 (432 amino acids)
Biological process (GO): nuclear envelope organization
Cellular component (GO): Nem1-Spo7 phosphatase complex
Molecular function (GO): protein phosphatase regulator activity; phosphoprotein phosphatase activity
Source: RefSeq, a predicted model, not a curated record
AUGGCCGAAGACCUCGACUCGAUCGUCAAGGGAGCCCCGACUGCCGCUUCCGCUGCCACAGCCGCCAGCGAUGCCAAACCCGGCUCUGGCACAGGCCCGUUUCCGCCGGCGAGCAAGCCUGGCGAUCCGCUGCAUCACACGCCGAGCUCCCCGUCCAUGAUCUACCUCAACCUCUUGAUCCUCGAAGCCUCGCUGCGCGCCCAGUUCCUCGAGUUGCGCGCUCGCAAGCGGCACCACACCUUCUUCCUCGCCAUCCUGACGCUCUGGGUCGCAUUCUUUGGGUACAAGCUCUACUUUGCGCCGCGCGAGGACGGCCGCGGCGUAGGAGGGUCUAUCUACUGGGCCGUCGAGGGCGCGCAAAAGGUGUGCUUCAUGGGCGGCAUCAUCACCGCCGCUCUCGUCUGGGCAACGGGCAUCUGGGAUCGCGGCAUCCGGUGGCCGCGCCGCUGGUUCGCCAUCUCCAACCGAGGUCUGCGCGGCUUCAACUGCAAGCUCGUCAUCAUCAGGCAGACGUGGUGGGCCGAGGCGCUCUCGACCAUUGGUUUCUUCCUCACGUACGGCCUCUUCUCGCAUACCGCCAGUUCGUCGUACCGCCUUGUCGAGCCGCAACUGUUGCGCCAAGUCGAGAAGGAGCUGCAGCUCUCGAGCGAUAACCACCCGACGCUUGUUCUUCCACCCGACGACGACGAGCUGGGCGGUCACGAGGAGGAUCUGGCGCCUGGCGGGGAUUACGUCAAGCUACUGCUCCUACCCAAGCCGUUCUCGCCUACAUUCCGCGAAAACUGGGAGCUCUACCGCACCGAGUACUGGGAGAGGGAGAAUGAGCGCCGGCGGCUUCUCCGGCAGAAAGUCAAGGAGCACGACAGGAAGGUCGCAAAGGAGCAAUACGGCUGGCUGUGGUGGCUGCCUUGGCGCCAGCAUUCGCAGCCUCGCGCUCGUCGCGACCCGCCAAAGCUGCCGCAUCACCGACUGGCGAGCGCAGAUCGCAAGCGUAGGAACAGCAGUGUGCGCCGCUCGUCGGUGAGCUCCUCGAGGAGCCAGACGCCAAUGGUUUUUGACAGCGAUGGCCAAACGCCGCGCAAGCAGCCUGCCUCUGCGGAGAAGCGCCGGAAGGCAGCGUCGUCAAUGUCCAAGGUGAAGAGGCCGGGCACCGACUCUCGAUCCGUGACGCCCGAUAUCCCAUCACGGCUGUCCAGGGAGAGCAGCCCGACGGCGGAUGCGGAGGCGGACGGCAGCGGUGGACGCACACUACGGAGCACGGCUAAGAGAGCUAGCCCAGCGCCUUUGUCGGCGGAUUGA